Messenger RNA from Syzygium oleosum, 1427 nucleotides. RefSeq names its product mitochondrial carnitine/acylcarnitine carrier-like protein. NCBI's taxonomy places the organism in Eukaryota, Viridiplantae, Streptophyta, Magnoliopsida, Myrtales, Myrtaceae. Bases 340 to 1236 code for a protein of 298 amino acids. The transcript has 4 exons. Gene Ontology annotation, molecular function: L-ornithine transmembrane transporter activity. Gene Ontology annotation, biological process: mitochondrial L-ornithine transmembrane transport. The record is from RefSeq and is a predicted model, not a curated record.
UUUGCGUGGCUCUGAAUCUCCACAGAUUCAUUCUUCUGCCUCAAAUUUUAUAAAUUUCCCGUUUUUUGACGCCUGCCCACUUCACGUUUUGCGUGUUGUUAGUCUUGGGUUUCCCUCAAAACCUGAACUUUCCUCGUCGAUUGCACGAUUGGUUCCAUUCCCAGUCUUUUUUUCUAACUUGUGAGGUUGUUUCAUGCAACUAUGGUGAUAUGGUAUUGGUCAUUGAUUGGACAGGCUGAUUGGUGAUUCGUCAAUUUGAGUAGAAGUCCGUUUCGCCUGGAUUCAGCUCCACGCUUCUGUUGAUUGCUUUCUUUUAUUUGUCCAAGUUGAUUCGCAAAGAUGGCGGAUGUGGCCAAGGAUUUGACUGCAGGAACAGUUGGUGGGGCAGCACAAUUGAUUGUUGGUCACCCCUUUGAUACCAUCAAGGUCAAGCUCCAAAGUCAGCCAGCUCCAGCCCCUGGCCAACCUCUCAAGUACUCGGGUGCCAUGGAUGCAGUAAGACAAACAAUGGCUGCCGAAGGCCCAGGCGGUUUGUACAAAGGCAUGGGAGCCCCACUUGCCUCAGUGGCGGCCUUCAAUGCCGUCCUCUUCACCGUGAGGGGGCAAAUGGAGGCAUUACUGAGGUCCGAACCCGGUGCCCCUUUAACCAUCAAUCAGCAGGUUGUUUGUGGGGCUGGGGCUGGACUUGCUGUUUCCUUCCUUGCUUGCCCUACUGAAUUAAUUAAGUGCAGGUUGCAGGCACAAAGCGCUCUGGCAAGUGCUGGCCCCACUACUACCGUGGCAGUUAAGUAUGGAGGACCAAUGGAUGUGGCAAGGCACGUUCUGAAAUCGGAAGGUGGUACACGAGGUCUGUUCAAGGGCUUGGUUCCCACUCUGGCCCGUGAAGUACCAGGAAAUGCUGCAAUGUUUGGCGCCUAUGAGGCGAUGAAGCAGUACCUGGCUGGAGGGCAUGAUACUUCUGGAUUGGGACGAGGGUCGUUAAUCGUGGCUGGAGGCCUGGCAGGAGCAUCCUUCUGGGCUUCGAUCUACCCAAUUGACGUUGUGAAGAGUGUGAUUCAGGUAGAUGACUUCAAAAAUCCAAAGUAUUCGGGUUCUUUCGAUGCUUUUAGAAAGAUUCUGGCCUCAGAGGGUGUCAAAGGACUGUACAAGGGUUUCGGAACUGCAAUGACCAGAAGUGUUCCUGCAAAUGCCGCGUGCUUCUUGGCUUAUGAAGUGACGAGAUCGAGCUUGGGAUGAAUUGGGCCAAACAUAUUGUUUGCUUAUGUGGGAUUUCCUUUUGUAUCCGUUGACUGGGGCCAUCGCAGGAUAUUCUUCAGCAAUUUGGUUGCAGAAUCUCGAUUCUUCAAAAAUCUUGUAAUUGUCGCUCAAUUGAUGAUGACUAAGUAGUGGCAUCUUUAUGCAGCAAUUGCAAGGUCUUCAUUUCGUAA